Messenger RNA from Hevea brasiliensis (rubber tree), 4114 nucleotides. RefSeq names its product LRR receptor-like serine/threonine-protein kinase RPK2. NCBI's taxonomy places the organism in Eukaryota, Viridiplantae, Streptophyta, Magnoliopsida, Malpighiales, Euphorbiaceae. The record is from RefSeq and is a predicted model, not a curated record. Gene Ontology annotation, biological process: protein phosphorylation. The coding region runs from base 200 to 3559 and encodes 1119 amino acids. The transcript has a single exon. Gene Ontology annotation, molecular function: ATP binding; protein kinase activity; protein binding. Gene Ontology annotation, cellular component: plasma membrane.
AGUGGAGUCCUAGCUGGAGAGAAGUAGGGGAAGAAAGACUAAAGAAAACGCUGCUUCCUCCACAGAAACCCCAAAAAAACUCUUUUUUAUCGUUUUCCUGCUGCCAAGAUAGACUCUUUCUAUUUCUUGCUUUCUUGGUAGACGAGUAAGGGUUGUGGACUCUACUGGGUUUCCUUCUUUGUCGCCAUUUCUUGAGGAAAUGAAAAGAAAUUCGUUCCCAGUGAUCAUCAUCUUCUUUCUGCUCUGUUUUUGCUCUUCUGUUUAUGGGGGAGUGGUUUCUGACAAAUCAGUUCUGCUGGAAUUCAAGUCCUUUGUUUCUGAUCCUCAUGGGAUUCUCUCCAGCUGGAACUCUAGCAAUUCUGAUCAUUGUUCGUGGCUUGGUGUCACAUGCAACCUCAAAUCCAGGGUUGUCUCCAUCAGUAUUACUGGCGGUGAUGAUGGUUUUGAAGGUAAUUCUCAGGCUCUUUCUUGUUCCGAGUCUUUAAAGUUUCCUUUUCGUAGGUUUGGAAUCAGGAGAAAUUGUUCUAAUCGUGUCGGGAAGUUAGAGGGGAAGUUAUCCCCGUUGAUUGGAAAACUUAGUCAGCUUAGAGUUUUAUCGUUGCCUUAUAAUGAACUUAGUGGUGAAAUUCCCUUAGAAAUAUGGGGUUUAGAGCAUUUGGAAGUGCUUGAUCUUGAAGGGAAUUUGUUUACCGGAAAAUUGCCUUUUGGAUUUGUUGGGUUAAGGAAAUUGAGAGUUUUGAAUCUUGGGUUUAAUAGACUUGAUGGGGAGAUUCCCAUUUCUCUAUCAAAAUGUGCUGGUUUAGAGUUUUUGAAUUUAGCUGGUAACAAGUUGAAGGGGUCAAUCCCCAGGUUUGUUGGUAGUUUCUUUAGGCUGAGAGGGCUUUAUUUGGCUUAUAAUGAGCUGAGUGGGACUGUUCCGGCUGUUUUAGGAAGUAAAUGCCAGUAUCUUCAGCAUCUUGAUGUGUCUGGAAAUUCCCUGUUUGGUGGGAUUCCUGAUACUUUGGGAAAUUGUCGGCAGUUGAGGACGCUUUUGUUGUUUUCGAAUAAGUUGAAUGGAGAGAUUCCUCGUGAGCUUGGCCAGCUUGGAAGGCUUGAAGUUUUAGACAUUUCAAGGAAUCUCAUUAAUGGUGUGAUCCCUGCUGAGCUUGGUAAUUGUGCUGAAUUGUCUGUUCUUGUUCUUUCGAACCUUUUUGAAACGUGGCCGAAUGACAAAAAUAAGAGCAGAGAGAUGUUGGCUAGUUUGCCAUCUGUUUCUAAUCAUGAGUACAAUCAUUUUCGAGGGUCUAUUCCUACUGAGAUUACAACCCUUCCCAAGCUAAGAGUGCUUUGGGCACCGAGGGUAACUUUCGAAGGGAAGCUUCCAAGCAAUUGGGGUGGCUGUGAGAGCUUGGAGAUGGUGAACUUAGCACAUAAUGGUUUUGGUGGUGAAAUAAAUGGAAUUUUUGGGAGAUGCAAGAAGUUGUAUUACCUGGAUUUGAGUUCAAACGUGCUAAGUGGGCAGCUCGACGAGAAACUUCCAGUUCCUUGUAUGACUUUCUUUGAUGUUAGUCAGAACCUCAUGUCCAGCUCCAUACCUAGAUUUAAUUACAAUGUUUGCCCACGUGUACCCUCCUCAAAUUCAGAUCUUGGUGAAGGCCGUGAUCCGUCACAUGGGUAUGUGUCAUUCUUACUAUACAAAACUCGCCUUGCAAACCAUUUGCCGUUCUCUGCUGCCACUUUGGCAGUGAUUCACAACUAUGGUGGAAACAAUUUCACUGGUCCAAUUCGUUGGCUGCCAAUUGCACCAGAGAGAUUAGCAGAGCAGACUGAUUAUGCUUUUCUUGCCAGUAGAAACAAGCUUACUGGAUCAUUUCCUGGAAUCUUAUUUGGGAAGUGUGAUAAAUUGCAUGGAAUGAUUAUUAAUGUUAGCAAAAAUCAGAUAUCUGGUCUUAUUCCAUUGAAUAUUGGUUCAAUGUGUGGAUCUCUAAGAUUUUUGGAUGCCUCUGAGAAUCAAAUUGCGGGUUCAAUACCCCAAAGCAUUGGGGAUUUGAAAUUUCUCGUUGCCCUUAACUUGAGUGGGAACAAACUGCAGGGUCAAAUCCCAGCUAGUCUCUAUAGGUUAAAGUACCUAAAGCACAUCUCCUUGGCUGGUAACAACCUGAUUGGUGCCAUCCCUUCUGGUUUGGGGCAGUCGGAUUCUCUUCAAGAGUUAGAAAUUUCUCCAAAUUCUCUCUCUGGAAAAAUUCCACAGAAUACUGUGAAAUUGGAAAAUCUUACUUCUUUUCUGCUUGACAACAGCAAACUCUCAGCGCAGAUCCCAUCUGGUUUCAAUAAUGUGAGAUCACUGUCUUCAAAUGGUCCAUCAGAGCCAUUGCCCUUGCAUAGAAGGGUCAUGAAUUGUAGCAACGCCCAUGGAAAUCCUUUUCCCAACUCUUGUGACACAUUCUCCCUUUCUGCAUCAUCUCCAGAUCCAACAGGAAGCAAUAGGGAUCAACCAAGUGAUUUAACUUCUUCAUCAGAAACCAAAAGUGAGAGUACUGGUCUUAGGCCAAUUGAGAUUGCAUCUAUAGCAUCUGCAUCAGCUGUUGUUUCUAUACUUCUAGUUCUAGUUAUUUUGUUCUUCUACACAAAAAAAUGGGUACCAAACACCAGGGUUCAGGUCUCUGAACGAAACGAAAUUACCGUUUUUGUUAACAUUGGGAUUCCGUUGUUAUACGAGAACAUAGUAGAAGCAACUGGGAACUUCAAUGCAAGCAAUUGUAUCGGGAGUGGAGGCUUUGGUGCCACUUACAAGGCUGAAAUUUCUCCAGGGACACUAGUGGCUAUAAAGAAGCUUGCUGUUGGAAGGAUUCAAGGCGUUCAACAAUUCCAUGCUGAGAUAAAGGCCCUCAGUAGAAUGAGGCACCCUAAUCUUGUAACUUUAAUAGGGUACCUUGCCAAUGAAACUGAGAUGUUUCUCAUAUAUAAUUAUUUGCCUGGAGGUAAUCUGGAAGAUUUUAUCAAGGAAAGAUCACCAAUAGCUGUUAAUUGGAAGGUUCUCCACAAGAUUGCUUUAGAUAUAGCCUCUGCACUUUCUUAUCUCCAUCAUCAAUGUGCUCCUCGCGUUCUACACCGCGAUGUCAAGCCUAGUAACAUAUUGUUGGAUAAUGACUUGAACGCGUAUUUAUCUGACUUUGGGUUAUCUAGGCUCUUGGGAACUUCUGAAACCCAUGCAACAACUGGUGUGGCCGGAACAUUUGGAUACGUUGCACCAGAAUAUGCUAUGACCUGUCGUGUGUCCGAGAAGGCUGAUGUUUAUAGCUAUGGCGUGGUUCUGCUUGAGCUGAUAUCAGAUAAGAAAGCAUUGGAUCCAUCGUUUUCUUCACAUGAAAAUGGUUUCAAUAUUGUUUCUUGGGCCUGCAUGCUGAUGCGACAUGGCCAAGCAGAAGAUGUCUUCAAUGCAGGGUUAUGGGAUUCAGGUCCCCAAGAUGAUCUGGUGGAAAUGCUGCACUUGGCUGUCAGAUGUACAGUUGAGACCCUCUCAACCAGGCCUACCAUGAGGCAAGUUGUCCAGCAGUUGAAGCAAAUUCAACCUUCCUAAUGUUAGCAAGGCAAAGAAGCUUACGAAUGUGUACAUGCGAAAUGUAGAUGGUAGAAGGUAUAAAAUAAGUAGAGAAAAUGCAUCUUGUAAUUUAUAAAUUUGCUGCAAAUCCCAUGACAGUCAUCCAUCUGAUAUUAACCCAAAGCUACUGUUGAUGUUAUAACUUACUCCUUCCAUCUUGCAUUAGACCGAUGGAAAUUAUCAUAGUUAAAUUGAUAGAGCAUAGGAUUAGUGAUCACUUUGUCAUGGAAUGUGAUCGUUGUUCUUCUGUCUGGAAGAUCAAUAUCAUGUCAUCCUAGGAAAAGUAAAGAGUUGCUGGAAAAUGACAGGCUUCAGGUUUAUGCUAAAUAUGAGUUUGGAUUCUGUAGUCAUCUAUAUAUAUAUAUAUAUAUUGAGAGAGAGCAGAAAACAGCUAUAAUUACUGUCUCUUUGUCAGGGAAUGUACCCAUUAGAGUCUGCAAGCUUUUCCUAUUUCAGUAACUUGUCCACAGCUCCUAGGAAACCAAUUCAAGUUCUGGAGACGUUAUAGUAAAUGAGAAAGUUAUCUUUCCUUCC